GUGAAGGAACCUGGCUUUGUGAAAUCGCACUGUGGACACAAUGGUGGCAUCGCGGGCAGCUUUCUGCUCAAGGUGCAGCGCUUUACACCUAUGUGGACGUCGCAAAGUUUAUGCGGCUGGUGAUCGAGACCGGUGGCUACAGUUACAUGUACCUGCGCACAGUUGGCAUUCUCAUGGCCGCGGUCAUGGAGAAUAUGAUGAAUGAUGAUGAGGAGAACGACCUCUCCAUCAACGAGGAGCGGCAGGAACAGAUUUGUGAGCGGGCGUUUCACUUCCAACAGUUGGCACGUGUCUCGCUUGCUGCAGUCAUGCGCGGAGCACAUGACAACGAUGAAGAAUCGUAG
This is a messenger RNA of Symbiodinium sp. CCMP2456, 344 nucleotides long. The record is from the annotation of a GenBank genome assembly. Lineage: Eukaryota; Dinophyceae; Suessiales; Symbiodiniaceae.